AUGAACGACGCCGUGGAAGCCUUCCGCACCGUGUGUCGGAAGGUGAUGAACUGCUGGACGGCUCUAAACCUUGCCGUUGAAAAUGGUUGGGGUGGAGACUCGUCAGAGCAGAAGAGGGAGGCGCUUAUAUCCCAGCUCAUCGACUUCUGCCUCUCAAAGAAGAAGCUCUACACCGAUGAGGUUGAGGACCUGCUAUUUGACAAGAUGCAGACGCUUUUCAACGUUGAUAUAGAAGACCAAAGUGAGGUCGAGAUUGCAAGAUUGUUGGUCCAGCUGCACAACACGUGCAGUGCGGGCGACUUAACCUUCGCGGUCGAGCUUAACGAGAAGCUGACCAAGUGCAGCACCGAACACUGCAAGGUCAAGGAUGAAGUCGUGGAGGCGUCUAGCGGCGAUUCAGACGAUGAUAUGGAGGGUGAAGACCAGGGCGAUGAGGACGGCCAAGAUGCCGGAGCUGCCAAGGGGGCAGGCACAAAGCCAAGGCAGCGCAAAACCGAAGAACUGGAAGACGGCUGGACCAAGGUACUCUGA
Messenger RNA from Babesia ovata, 531 nucleotides. Its product is annotated as pre-rRNA-processing TSR2, putative. The transcript is spliced from 4 exons. Gene Ontology annotation, biological process: maturation of SSU-rRNA from tricistronic rRNA transcript (SSU-rRNA, 5.8S rRNA, LSU-rRNA). Gene Ontology annotation, cellular component: nucleus. The record is from RefSeq and is a predicted model, not a curated record. Bases 1 to 531 code for a protein of 176 amino acids. NCBI's taxonomy places the organism in Eukaryota, Apicomplexa, Aconoidasida, Piroplasmida, Babesiidae.